Molecule: messenger RNA, 2742 nt
Organism: Microthlaspi erraticum
Lineage: Eukaryota; Viridiplantae; Streptophyta; Magnoliopsida; Brassicales; Brassicaceae
Source: the annotation of a GenBank genome assembly
AUGGCGAAUCAUGGUCAAGCCAGUUUCUGGGCUCAGGCAAAUGCGUUACUCAGAAAGAACUUAACUUUCCAGAGGAAACGCAUAUGGACGAAUGUUAGACUCGUCUUGGUUCCACUUUUUCUUUGCUUGCUUCUCUUAGGGCUGCAAUUAAUGAUUAAUUCUGUGGCGAAUAAAGUCCCGAAGGCGAUUACGUCAUGUGCAAGUGAAGAUUUAUCUCUCAGCAGUAGUGGUUGUCCCAUCCCAAACCCUCCAUUGUUGCCUCCCAUGCUAGAGAUUCCAGAACCACAAUCUCGUGCCGUCAAAUCAAAUUUCUUACCCUACAGUGACCUCCCUGACGUGUCCUGUAGGAAAACAGGAACUUGUCCUGUAACUAUACUUAUUACUGGGAAUAACCAAUCUCUUGGUCAAGCCUUGUCCGGGAAUAUCUUCGGUGGUUCUUUCUCCGUGAAUACCUCCGACCUCUUGCCUAGUUUAGCUUAUAAUGUUUUGGGCUCAGCAGUAUCGGCAGGGGAAAACAAUUAUGACGAUCCAGCAAUUGACCCUGAGUUUCCCAUUUACAAUAUCCAAUCUCAGUGUAGACGUCCAAACGCUACAUGGCCACUCCAGUUCGGAAAAAUCAAGACAAAGGUGAAGUGUGUUCAAGGGUUGUGCCUGUGGAGAAACAGUUCUGCAGAGGUCAAUGAUGAGAUUUUCAAGGGUAUUUGGAGGGGAAAUCCUGAGCGGAUGACUAAUGAGAUUGCUGCAGCAUAUGAUCUCAUGAGUACGGAUACAAAAAACUUGGACGUGACCAUCUGGUAUAAUGCGACAGAAUACGAUUCAAGUGGACCUUUGGUCCGAGUUCCUCGCUUGAUCAGUCUGGUAUCAAAUGCUUAUCUAAAGUUUCUGAAAGGUCCCGGGACAAGGAUAUUAUUCGAGUUUGUCAAAGAAGUUCCUAGACAAGCAAGUAAUAAUAAUGGUCUCCCAGAUUUAGCGUCUAUGUUUGGUCCGCUUUUCUUUACUUGGGUUGUUCUUCUUCUGUUCCCGGUGAUCUUGACAUCAUUGGUGUACGAGAAACAAGAGCGUCUAAGAAUAAUAAUGAAAAUGCACGGCCUAGGCGAUGGUCCCUAUUGGAUGAUUUCGUAUGCAUAUUUUCUUAUAAUAUCCAUAUUGUACGUUGCUUCGCUAGUCAUCUUCGGGUCGGCCAUUGGACUCAAUUACUUCCGGAUCAACGCAUAUAGCGUCCAGUCUGUUUUCUAUUUCAUCUACAUCAAUCUGCAAAUCUCCGUCGCCUUUUUAGCCUCUUCCUUGUUCUCAAAGGUUAAGACUGUCACAGUUGUUGCUUACAUUAUGGUGUUUGGAACUGGGCUCUUGGGAUCGUUUCUCUUCGGAGAACUAAUUGAAAGUCCUUCAUUCCCUGAAUAUGGGAUUCUUGCCUUGGAGUUGUAUCCUGGCUUUGCCUUAUACCGCGGAUUGUAUGAGUUCUCGCAAUCUGCCCUCCGUGGGAACGGGAUGAAGUGGGAGGAUCUCGGCGAAACCGGAAUGGCGAAACUGUUCUACAUCAUGUCAGUGGAAUGGUUUGUGGUUCUCCUUGUAGCCUACUAUAUCGACUAUGUUUCUUCGUCCGGGAAAAGCCUUUUCUUCUUCUUCAAGAAAUCUUCUUCCGUGCCAAGCCCUAGUCCUGUACAGAGUCAAACCUCUGACAACGUCCUCAUUGACAUGGAAAAAUCAGAUGUCACUCACGAGAGGGAGAAAGUUGAGAAAUUGAGGAAAGAAGGAAGCACAGGGCAUGCGAUCGUGUGUGACAACCUGAAGAAGGUGUAUCCAGGUAGAGAUGGUAACCCACCAAAAGUAGCAGUAAGAGGUUUAUAUCUCGACGUGCCUUCAGGAGAAUGUUUCGGCAUGCUUGGACCUAACGGCGCCGGCAAAACAUCUUUCAUUAAUAUGAUGACUGGACUCUUGAAACCGACAUCUGGAACUGCAUUGGUUCAAGGUUUGGACAUAUGCAAGGAUAUGAACAAAGUAUACACCAGCAUGGGCGUAUGUCCGCAGCACGACUUGCUUUGGGAGACGCUAACAGGAAGGGAACAUCUUCUCUUUUAUGGGAGACUUAAGAAUAUCAAGGGCUCUGCUCUAACACAAGCUGUGGAAGAAUCUCUAAAAAGUGUCAGCCUUUUUGAUGGAGGAGUUGCUGACAAGCCUGCCGGAAAAUACAGCGGAGGUAUGAAAAGGAGACUUAGUGUGGCCAUUUCGCUUAUCGGAAAUCCAAAGGUGGUUUACAUGGAUGAGCCUAGCACUGGACUUGAUCCAGCUUCAAGGAAGAACUUGUGGACCGUGAUCGAACGUGCAAAACAAAACACUGCCAUAAUCCUCACAACUCACUCAAUGGAAGAAGCAGAGUUUCUAUGCGACAGGCUGGGGAUAUUUGUAGACGGAGGCUUGCACUGCAUAGGAAACCCAAAAGAGCUUAGAGGAAGGUACGGUGGAUCGUACGUCUUCACGAUGACGACCUCAACGGAACACGAAGAGGAAGUAGAGAGUAUGGUUAAAAAUGUUUCACCAAACGCCAAGAAAGUAUAUCAUCUAGCAGGAACACAGGAAUUCGAGAUCCCUAAGCAAGAAGUCAUGAUUUCUGACGUGUUUUCGUUGGUGGAGAUUGCUAAAAGCCAAUUCACGGUUUUUGCUUGGGGACUCGCCGACACAACUCUCGAAGACGUCUUCUUCAAGGUUGCUUCAACUGCUCAAGUCUUCAAUACCUUGUCUUAA